Mandrillus leucophaeus (drill) is the source of this 5660-nucleotide messenger RNA. It is a transcript of the gene MTCL1, whose product is annotated as microtubule crosslinking factor 1. The transcript has 17 exons. NCBI's taxonomy places the organism in Eukaryota, Metazoa, Chordata, Mammalia, Primates, Cercopithecidae. Bases 143 to 4906 code for a protein of 1587 amino acids. Gene Ontology annotation, cellular component: lateral plasma membrane; microtubule bundle; spindle pole. The record is from RefSeq and is a predicted model, not a curated record. Gene Ontology annotation, biological process: microtubule bundle formation; establishment or maintenance of epithelial cell apical/basal polarity; regulation of autophagy. Gene Ontology annotation, molecular function: microtubule binding.
GAGUGUUUUCAGAAGUGGGAAUAGCAGGUAAGGUCUUGAGGCCUGAAGAAGCAAAGAGUCGCUUAGUCGAUGCUGAGAUGCGUCUUGUGGAACAGAAUUUUUGGGACAUUUGCAGGAUGAGUUAGAUGAACUCCGUGCUGAGAUGGAAGAGAUGAGAGACAGUUAUUUAGAGGAAGAUGUUUACCAGCUGCAGGAACUUCGGCGAGAACUGGACCGUGCUAAUAAAAACUGCCGAAUCCUGCAGUACCGUCUUCGGAAAGCUGAGCAGAAAAGCCUGAAAGUGGCUGAGACAGGUCAGGUGGAUGGCGAGCUUAUUCGAAGCCUGGAGCAGGACUUGAAGGUAGCCAAAGAUGUAUCUGUCAGAUUGCACCACGAACUGAAGACGGUGGAGGAAAAGCGCGCGAAAGCUGAGGAUGAAAACGAAACUCUCCGACAGCAGAUGAUAGAAGUGGAAAUAUCCAAACAGGCCCUCCAGAAUGAGCUGGAGAGACUGAAAGAGAGUUCCCUAAAAAGAAGAAGCACUCGGGAAAUGUACAAGGAGAAGAAAACCUUUAACCAGGAUGACAGUGCCGAUUUGAGGUGCCAGCUCCAGUUUGCCAAAGAGGAAGCCUUCCUGAUGCGCAAAAAGAUGGCCAAGCUAGGACGGGAGAAGGACGAGCUGGAGCAGGAGCUCCAGAAGUACAAGUCCCUCUAUGGGGAUGUGGACAGCCCCCUGCCCACGGGGGAAGCAGGCGGGCCCCCCAGCACCCGGGAGGCCGAGCUGAAGCUGCGGCUGAAGCUGGUGGAGGAGGAAGCCAACAUCUUGGGCCGGAAGAUCGUGGAGCUGGAGGUGGAGAACCGUGGCCUCAAGGCAGAGAUGGAGGACAUGCGGGGCCAGCAGGAGCGGGAGGGCCUGGGCCGGGACCACGCACCCAGCAUUCCUACCUCACCCUUCGGCGACUCCCUGGAGUCCUCCACUGAGCUCCGCCGCCACCUGCAGUUCGUGGAAGAGGAAGCGGAGCUGCUCCGGAGGUCCAUCUCCGAGAUCGAAGACCACAACCGGCAGCUGACCCACGAGCUCAGCAAGUUUAAGUUUGAGCCUCCCCGGGAGCCGGGCUGGCUCGGGGAGGGUGCGAGUCCUGGUGCCGGGGGUGGGGCUCCCCUGCAGGAGGAGCUGAAGUCAGCCAGGCUGCAGAUCAGCGAGCUCAGCGGCAAGGUGCUCAAACUGCAGCACGAGAACCAUGCGCUGCUGUCCAACAUCCAGCGCUGCGACCUGGCAGCGCACCUGGGGCUGCGUGCCCCCAGUCCCCGGGACAGCGAUGCCGAGAGCGAUGCAGGCAAGAAGGAGAGUGAAGGGGAGGAGAGCCGGCUGCCCCAGCCCAAGCGGGAAGGCCCUGUUGGCGGGGAGAGUGACUCGGAGGAGAUGUUCGAGAAGACGUCGGGCUUCGGGAGCGGGAAGCCAUCGGAGGCCAGCGAGCCGUGCGCCACGGAGCUCCUGAAGGCCCGGGAGGACUCCGAGUGCCUAGUGACCCUAAAACACGAGGCCCAGCGGCUAGAGCGGACGGUGGAGCACCUCAUCGCGGACACCGACAGCUUCCUCCGUGACGCGGGGCUGCAGGGUGGUGCACCCUCGCCGGGGCCUGGCCUCCAGGGUGAAGAGGAGCGGGGCGAGGGGGACCAGCAGGAGCCUCACCUGCUGGGGACCAUCAACGCCAAGAUGAAGUCUUUCAAGAAAGAGCUUCAGGCCUUCCUGGAGCAGGUGAACCGCAUUGGGGAUGGCCUCUCCCCCUUGCCCCACCUCACAGAGUCCUCUAGCUUCCUCUCCACUGUGACUUCCGUGUCCCGGGACUCCCCCAUCGGGAACCUGGGGAAGGAGCUGGGCCCAGACUUGCAGUCCAGACUGAGAGAGCAGCUAGAGUGGCAGCUGGGGCCGGCCCGAGGGGACGAGCGGGAGAGCCUGCGCCUCCGAACUGCACGGGAGCUGCACCGCCGCGCAGACGGGGACGCCGGGAGCCAUGGGCUGGGAGGCCAGACCUGCUUCAGUCUGGAGCUGAGGGGCCCCUGUGUUUUACCUGAGCAGAGUGUGUCCGUAGAGGAGCUACAGGGCCAGCUCGUGCAGGCGGCCAGACUGCACCAAGAGGAGACAGAGAACUUUACAAACAAGAUCCAUAAGAUGGAGGAGGAGCACCUCUAUGCCUUGAGGUGGAAAGAACUGGAAAUGCACAGCCUGGCUUUGCAAAACAGCCUCCAUGAGCGAACCUGGAGUGAUGAGAAGAAUCUGAUGCAGCAGGAGCUCCGGUCCUUGAAGCAGAACAUUUUCCUCUUCUACGUCAAACUCAGGUGGCUGCUGAAACACUGGCGGCAAGGGAAGCAGAUGGAGGAGGAAGGAGAGGAGUUCACUGAGGGUGAGCAUCCAGAGACCCUCUCUGGGCUCGGGGAGCUUGGAGUCCAGGGGAGUCACCAGGCGGAUGGCCCAGACCACGACGACAGUGACCGAGGCUGUGGCUUUCCAGUCGGGGAGCACUCCCCACACUCCCGGGUGCAGAUAGGAGACCACAGCUUACGGCUGCAGACCACGGACAGGGGACAGUCCCACAAGCAGGUGGUGGAAAACCAGCAGCUGUUCAGCGCCUUCAAGACCUUGCUGGAGGACUUCCGUGCGGAGCUGCGCGAGGACGAGCGUGCCCGACUGCGGCUGCAGCAGCAGUACGCCAGCGACAAGGCAGCCUGGGACGUGGAGUGGGCCGUGCUCAAGUGCCGUCUGGAACAGCUGGAGGAGAAGACUGAGAACAAGUUGGGAGAACUAGGCUCCUCCGCUGAGAGCAAGGGGGCCUUGAAGAAGGAGAGAGAGGUGCACCAGAAGCUCCUGGCCGACAGUCACAGCCUGGUCAUGGACCUGCGCUGGCAGAUCCAUCACAGCGAGAAGAACUGGAACCGGGAGAAGGUGGAACUUCUCGACCGCCUGGACAGAGAUCGGCAGGAGUGGGAGCGGCAGAAGAAGGAACUCCUGUGGAGGAUAGAGCAGCUGCAGAAAGAGAACAGUCCCCGGAGAGGUGGCAGUUUCCUCUGUGAUCAAAAAGACGGCAACGUUCGCCCCUUUCCCCACCAGGGAAGCCACCGCGUGCCCCGUCCUGUGGCCAUGUGGCCUUGUGCAGACGCCGACUCCAUCCCGUUUGAAGACCAGCCGCUGUCCAAGCUGAAGGAGUCGGACAGGUGCUCGGCCAGUGAGAAUCUCUACCUGGAUGCCUUGUCCCUGGAUGACGAGCCAGAGGAGCCACCAGCCCACAGGCCCGAGAGGGAGUUCAGGAAUCGCCUCCCUGAGGAAGAAGAAAAUCACAAGGGGAAUCUUCAAAGGGCAGUGUCCGUGUCCUCCAUGUCUGAGUUCCAGCGCCUCAUGGACAUCUCCCCGUUCCUGCCUGAGAAGGGCCUGCCGUCCACCAGCAGCAAGGAGGACAUCACCCCACCCCUGUCUCCAGACGACCUCAAGUACAUUGAGGAGUUCAACAAGAGCUGGGACUACACACCCACCAGGGGCCACAAUGGUGGGGGGCCAGACCUCUGGGCCGACAGGACCGAGGUGGGGCGGGCAGGGCACGAGGACAGCACGGAGCCAUUCCCCGACUCCUCCUGGUACCUGACCACAAGUGUCACCAUGACCACGGACACCAUGACCAGCCCAGAGCACUGCCAGAAGCAGCCGCUGCGGAGCCACGUCCUCACCGAGCAGUCGGGGGUGCGCGUGUUACACAGCCCGCCUGCCGUGCGCAGGGUCGACAGCAUCACGGUGGCGGGUGGCGAGAGUCCCUUUCCCACAAGCAGAGCCAGAGGGAGCCUGGGAGACACCAAGGGGGGCCCUCCAGAACCCAUGCUCAGCAGGUGGCCUUGCACCUCCCCCAGGCACUCCCGGGACUACGUGGAGGGGGCACGGCGCCCCCUCGAUAGCCCUCUCUGUACCUCCCUGGGGUUUGCCUCCCCACUGCACAGCCUGGAGAUGUCCAAGAACUUGAGUGAUGACAUGAAGGAGGUGGCCUUCUCUGUCAGGAAUGCCAUCUGCUCUGGGCCUGGUGAGCCACAAGUCAAGGACAUGGCCUGCCAGACCAAUGGGUCCCGGACGAUGGGGACCCAGACUGUUCAGACCAUCAGUGUGGGCUUGCAGACUGAAGCCCUGCGUGGCAGCGGUGUCACCAGCAGCCCCCACAAGUGUCUCACGCCGAAGGCUGGGGGCGGUGCUACACCCGUGUCGUCUCCUUCCCGAAGCCUUAGGAGCAGACAGGUGGCCCCUGCCAUCGAGAAGGUGCAGGCCAAGUUUGAACGCACAUGCUGCUCCCCCAAGUAUGGUUCUCCCAAGUUGCAGAGGAAGCCCCUCCCCAAAGCUGACCAGCCAAAUAACAGGACGUCGCCAGGGAUGGCCCAGAAAGGGUACAGUGAGUCAGCCUGGGCCCGCUCCACCACCACAAGGGAGAGCCCCGUGCACACCACCAUCAAUGAUGGCCUCUCCAGCCUCUUCAACAUCAUCGACCACAGCCCCGUGGUGCAGGACCCCUUCCAGAAGGGGCUGCGGGCCGGCAGUCGGUCUCGCUCAGCAGAACCCCCACCGGAGCUGGCCCCAGGCCAGGAAACAGGCACCAAUUCCCGAGGAAGGUCACCUAGCCCCAUUGGGGUGGGCUCAGAGAUGUGCAGGGAGGAAGGGGGAGAGGGCACGCCAGUGAGGCAGGACUUAUCUGCUCCCCCUGGCUACACGCUCACUGAGAACGUGGCCCGGAUCCUCAACAAGAAGCUGCUGGAGCAUGCCUUAAAGGAGGAGAGGAGGCAGGCUGCCUGCGGGCCCCCGGGUCUCCACAGUGACAGCCACUCACUGGGGGACACAGCCGAGCCGGGGCCCAUGGAGAACCAAACUGUCUUACUAACUGCCCCCUGGGGACUAUAGCCCUGCCUGCCUCACGCUGAACUACCUUGUUCUGCACUAGCUCCAUCCCUAGAGCCCUGCUUCUCCAGGCCCGAGAGACCAGCAAACCGUCGCCCUCCGUCCCGGUGGGCCCCACAUUCCCCCACUGCCUCACAGCCUCAGUCACCCGGAGACCCGACGUCCUUGGAGGAGCAUGGUGGCGAGGAGCCGCCCGAGGAGCAGCCACACCGUGAUGCAAGCUUGCAUGGAUUAUCACAGUAUAAUUCACUGUAAUUUGCAUAACCACACCAUCGCCAUGAACAAAACUCUGCCCAAAAGGAGAGAUCUAGUUUUCUCAAGGUCAAAGAAUGUUUUUUAAAAACACACAGCUGCUGAAUGUUCAACCUGUGAAACUGAGAUGUUUCUAGAAUGAAACAGUAAAUGUGCCUGUAAUAACUUAAUUUUUUUCAUAGCUCAGAAAACUAUUUUUGUCUCCAUCUUUUUUACACACAGUAUAUUAAAUGAAAAGGUAAAUAAGGUAUAAAUAGAUUUAAAAAAUAAAAGUUUUAAAAAAUGUACAUUUUAAGAGAUUCUGAACACCCUUGCUGUCAAUACCUGACUGCCUCUCUGUUAAAUUUGCCCUGUUACAUUUUGGUUCAGUUUAUUUCCAUGUUGAAUUAGAGUGGAUUAAGUUAAUUUUAUUUUGUCAGUGUUACUGUUUUUUAAGACUUUUUUAAUGCUUCAGACUGUCUGAUUCAGUGAACUUUUUGUAGCGAAAAAGCCAUGAAGCCAGUAG